Corvus hawaiiensis (hawaiian crow) is the source of this 2122-nucleotide messenger RNA. RefSeq names its product titin-like. NCBI's taxonomy places the organism in Eukaryota, Metazoa, Chordata, Aves, Passeriformes, Corvidae. The coding region runs from base 20 to 2095 and encodes 691 amino acids. The record is from RefSeq and is a predicted model, not a curated record. The transcript has 16 exons.
UGUGGUACCUGAGAAACCCAUGUCUGAUGUGCCGCCCCAAAAGUUAAAAUAUGGUGUGAUGCCCCCAAAACAAAAGCCGGCUCUGGAAUCCCAGAAACCAGAACCACUUAUGGCCCCUGAGGAAUUUGAGCUCAUAGUGGUGUCUGAAGAGUCAGAGACAGUUGAAUCAACCCAAAAAUCAAAGCGUGUUCUGGUGCCCCCUAAAGCAAAGCAUUUUGUGCUGCCCCAAAAAACAGAGUUUGUAGCAGCUGAAGAAACAGACAUUGCUGCAGAUUCCCAGAAAUCAAAGCCUAUUGCAGUGUCCAGAAAAACAAAGCUUUUUGUGCCAGAACCUGUCAUGGUGUCUGAGGAACCAGAAACAGUUUUAGCACCCCAAAAACUAGAGCCUUCUACACCACUUCAAAAACCAAAGCCUGACGUGACAUCCAGAGAACCAGAGUUUGUUUUGGCACCGGAGGAACCACCACCAGCCAAGGUGGCCGAAAAGGAAGAUAAUGUUGCUGCUAAAAAGCGAGCACCUGCACAGCCUAAAGUGCCUGAGAUGGCUGAGAGGACUGUUCCAGAGAAGAAAGUGCCCCCUGCUCUAUCUAAAAAAACAGAAGCUUCACUUCCUAAAGUUCCAAAGGUGCCCAAGAAAGCUGUUCUGGAAGAGCCUACCCCUGUAACUGUGCCAAAAAAGCCAGAGCCAGCAGCAGUUCGAGCACCCGAGGUGCCCAGGAAGGCUACUCGUGAGGAAAAGAUACCUGUGCCCAUUGCCAAAGCACCAGAGCUUCCAGCACCCAGAGUGCCUGAGAUGCCUGAAGCCGAGGUCCUGGAAGAAGAAGAAGAGGUGGAAGCACCAGAAGAGGUGGCAGCAGUUGCUGAGCCUGGAGAGCCAGAAGUCUCUCCAGCUGAAGUGCCUGAGGUGAUUGAGGAGGAAGAGGCAGAAGAGGAGGUGCCAGUGGUCAUUCCCCCAAAGCCUGUGCCUGUGCCCAAGAAACCUGUGGCUGUGCCAAAGACACCAGAACCUCCACAAGUUAAAGUGAUCAAGGUGCCCAAGAAAGCUGUCCCCCAAGAAAAGAUGCCUGUUGCAGUACCCAAACAACCAGAACCACCACCAGCCAAAGUUCCAAAGGUGCCCAAGAAAGCUGUUCUGGAAGAGCCUACCCCUGUAACUGUGCCAAAAAAGCCAGAGCCAGCAGCAGUUCGAGCACCCGAGGUGCCCAGGAAGGCUACUCGUGAGGAAAAGAUACCUGUGCCCAUUGCCAAAGCACCAGAGCUUCCAGCACCCAGAGUGCCUGAGAUGCCUGAAGCCGAGGUCCUGGAAGAAGAAGAAGAGGUGGAAGCACCAGAAGAGGUGGCAGCAGUUGCUGAGCCUGGAGAGCCAGAAGUCUCUCCAGCUGAAGUGCCUGAGGUGAUUGAGGAGGAAGAGGCAGAAGAGGAGGUGCCAGUGGUCAUUCCCCCAAAGCCUGUGCCUGUGCCCAAGAAACCUGUGGCUGUGCCAAAGACACCAGAACCUCCACAAGUUAAAGUGAUCAAGGUGCCCAAGAAAGCUGUCCCCCAAGAAAAGAUGCCUGUUGCAGUACCCAAACAACCAGAACCACCACCAGCCAAAGUUCCAAAGGUGCCCAAGAAAGCUGUUCUGGAAGAGCCUACCCCUGUAACUGUGCCAAAAAAGCCAGAGCCAGCAGCAGUUCGAGCACCCGAGGUGCCCAGGAAGGCUACUCGUGAGGAAAAGAUACCUGUGCCCAUUGCCAAAGCACCAGAGCUUCCAGCACCCAGAGUGCCUGAGAUGCCUGAAGCCGAGGUCCUGGAAGAAGAAGAAGAGGUGGAAGCACCAGAAGAGGUGGCAGCAGUUGCUGAGCCUGGAGAGCCAGAAGUCUCUCCAGCUGAAGUGCCUGAGGUGAUUGAGGAGGAAGAGGCAGAAGAGGAGGUGCCAGUGGUCAUUCCCCCAAAGCCUGUGCCUGUGCCCAAGAAACCUGUGGCUGUGCCAAAGAAACCUGUGGCUGUACCCAAGAAACCAGAGCCUGUUGCUGUGCCAAAAGUACCAGAACCUGUUCCUGUUCUUAGAAAACAUACAGUUCCUUCAGUUAAAGGUACAUACAUCAGUGACUGAGCAUCUCCUUCUCUCUAUUUUCUGAAU